Hydractinia symbiolongicarpus is the source of this 2639-nucleotide messenger RNA. RefSeq names its product bifunctional 3'-phosphoadenosine 5'-phosphosulfate synthase-like. Gene Ontology annotation, molecular function: adenylylsulfate kinase activity; ATP binding; sulfate adenylyltransferase (ATP) activity. Bases 51 to 1892 code for a protein of 613 amino acids. The record is from RefSeq and is a predicted model, not a curated record. NCBI's taxonomy places the organism in Eukaryota, Metazoa, Cnidaria, Hydrozoa, Anthoathecata, Hydractiniidae. Gene Ontology annotation, biological process: sulfate assimilation; 3'-phosphoadenosine 5'-phosphosulfate biosynthetic process. The transcript is spliced from 4 exons.
UUAACCUUUUUUUUUGUAGUGGUUAAGUAUAUAUAUUAAACAAUAUAACUAUGGCAUCAGCAUCUGAUUCUCAAACAAUACACAAGGCAACAAAUGUUGAAUUUCAAAAAGGUCAUGUGUCUCGUAAGAAAAGAGGAGAAGUUAUUGGCCAUGCUCAAGAGUUUCGUGGCUGCACUAUUUGGUUUACUGGAUUGUCGGGUGCUGGUAAGACUACCAUAAGUUUCGCUCUGGAGGAGUAUCUUUGUUCAAGAGGAAUACCUACAUAUGGACUGGAUGGUGAUAACAUGAGGAAAGGUUUAAACACAAAUUUAGGAUUUUCUCCUAAGGAUAGAGAAGAAAAUAUUCGUAGGGUAAGUGAAGUUGCGAAGCUGUUUGCUGAUGCUGGAAUUGUUUGUCUGUCAAGUUUUAUCAGCCCGUACGAGAAAGAUCGAAGAAAGGCAAGAAAACUGCACGAAGAAGCUGGCUUAAGAUUUUUCGAGUGUUACAUCGAUACAUCUUUAGAAAUUUGUGAAACACGUGAUGUGAAAGGGUUGUAUAAAAAAGCUAGGGCUGGUGUCAUAAAGGGAUUUACUGGUAUUGAUUCAGCCUACGAAGCUCCAGUCAAACCUGAUAUUGUCCUAAAAGCUGGUGAGUUGAACGUUGAUGAAUGUGUCCAGCAAUUGUUAAAAGUACUAGAAAGCCACCAAAUAAUUCCAGGAACUAUGAUAAACGAAGUGGAAGAACUUUUUGUUACUGAGAACGAAGUUAAAGAAUACCAAAAGAAAGCCGAAGCAGUGCCAUGUAUUAAAAUUAACAAGGUCAAUAUGCAAUGGGUACAAGUAUUAGCUGAGGGAUGGGCGUCUCCAUUGAAAGGGUUUAUGAAGGAGCGUAGAUACCUUCAAACGCUUCAUUUCAACACUCUGCAAGGUGCAGACACUGUUAACCAGUCUGUGCCGAUAGUUUUACCAAUCAACAAUGAAGAAAAAGAAUUGCUGGAAGGUGUGGAAGAGUUUGUGUUGGAGUAUGAUGGGAAAAAAGUUGCCAUGAUGAAAGGAUUUGAGAUUUUUCCUCACCGAAAAGAAGAAAGAUGCUGUAGACAGUUCGGCACCAGGAGCGUUAAUCAUCCUUAUGUCAAAAUGAUCAUGGAGUCUGGUGACUGGUUGGUUGGAGGAGAUUUGUAUGUUUUUGAGGAGAUCAAAUGGAACGAUGGCUUGGAUGAAUAUCGUUUGAAACCCAACCAACUUCGGAAGAAGUUCUCUAACCUUGGCGCUGAUGCUGUGUUCGCAUUCCAAUUAAGAAAUCCAAUUCAUAAUGGCCAUGCGCUGUUGAUGCAGGAUACGCAUCGUAGUCUGUUGGAACGAGGCUUUAAAAAGCCUGUUUUGUUGUUGCAUCCACUUGGAGGUUGGACGAAGGAAGAUGAUGUUCCGUUAGUUGUACGCAUUCAACAACAUCAAGCUGUUUUGAAAGAGAAAGUUCUCGAUCCUGAAAGCACAGUGUUAGCCAUAUUUCCAUCUCCUAUGAUGUAUGCCGGUCCAACCGAAGUUCAGUGGCAUUGCAAGGCGCGCAUUGCGGCAGGUGCAACGUUUUAUAUUGUUGGGCGCGAUCCUGCUGGUAUGGGACAUCCUGACCAACCUGGAGAUUUAUACGACGCCACCCAUGGAAAGAAAGUAUUGACCAUGGCCCCUGGUCUUACGCGUCUGGAGAUUGUACCGUUUAAAGUAGCAGCUUACAAUAAGGUUAACCACAAGAUGGAAUUUUUUAACCCCGAGAAAAAAGAUGAAUUUGAAUUUAUAUCUGGUACUAAAAUGAGAGCGUUCGCACGAAACGGAGAACAACCACCGAAUGGUUUUAUGGCUCCUGCAGCUUGGAAAGUUUUGGCCGACUACUAUAGCUCAAUCUCAAAAAGCAACUAGGAUAACUUUGUAGCUAUUUAUAAAACGUAUUUUUAUAUAAUCAAUACCCUAGUUAAGUCGUAAACAGCACAUUUCAAAUAACUUUUAAAACAAUCUACAGUCAAUUGAAACCAAGCUUCAUCUAAAAACAAUCGUCUACCUGCUUGUAAAAUUCACGUGCGUUCUUAAAAAUUACCUUUGGGUAAACGUGUCUUUGUUUUGUAUUCGUCUGCAAAGUGUUCUUCGUUUGUCUUUAUUAGGUCAUAAGAGUUUGUAGGUAAAUAUUUUGUAAAAUGCGAAAUCAAGCGCAAUGAUGGUCUCAGAAUAACUUGAUUCGGAGAAAUUCUGAAUCGCCCUCACUUUUUAGGUGAAAUUACCUUUUUUGAUUUUUGAUAAUCUAGUCUCAAGACCUAAACAUUAACAUAAUCAGGCGUGUCUACACUGGUAAAGAUUUAGUGAUGCUGACAUCACAUGUGCUUUUGAUUGUGGCACUUAUGUAUCGGUAUACCAAGCUUUCAAUCUUGACAUUCUCUCAAAAUAAUCACCACUAUUUAACGCGGGUCUAUUUAAACGACACGCGUCAAAAGUAGUGUGCGGGUGUGGUAUAAGUGGCACGGUUGCAAAUUUCUUUUCAUUUUUUAUGGUACAAUAUAUAUUUAUUUUUUCUUUAAUGCUUAAAUUAUUGCACGGUGCCAAUCACGAAUAUUAAAAUAAACUGCAUUGAAAUGUGUGCUUCAUUUAUAUGAAAUACAAUGGAAAUAUAUUCUC